AUGAUCGGAAUGAUGAACAACCCGUCGAACUCGGUGGAGUUCUACUCGGCGCGGAGAGGAAGCCAAGAAGCCGAAGUGGAAUUCGUCGAGGGUCCGAAGAAGAGCCACGUCCAGUAUGCGGCCGAUGGCCGAAAAAUUAUCGACGGUAAAGUGGUGCCGGAGCCGGCUGGGCGACUUUGGACUCGGACCCUAUUAAGUGGUGCGAUCAACCACGCGAUGGGGACCGGAAGCAAUCCUGAAGUCAUGGACGAUGAAGAGCGUGGCCCUCGGGGCCAACAGGGACGACAGCAGAAGAUCAGACUCGUACUCCCCGUCGCCCUCCUCAUCUGCCUGGCGUCAAAGAUCGGCGCCCAGGAUACGACUUACAACGGCCGCGAACUGGCUGGCCUGGUCGGAGUGGUCGACCUGCUCGGCAACGUGCGGCGCGUGUGGCUAUCAGACACGGACGAGGAGUUGCUUGACUACGAAUCCGGCCUGUACUUGUCCGGGGUAUGUGUUGAGUCGACGAUGGUGGAGACGUGCAACCUGGCGGUGUGCCGCUAUCCAGCCGCCUUUGCGUGCUGUCUGGGACAGCCGGGCCAAUACCGCGGCUCUUUCGCGUGCCUCGAGGCGAACACGACGACCACGACGGCCCCAGCCGGA
Messenger RNA from Mesorhabditis spiculigera, 642 nucleotides. Lineage: Eukaryota; Metazoa; Nematoda; Chromadorea; Rhabditida; Rhabditidae. The record is from the annotation of a GenBank genome assembly.